AAAUGGCCAUAAUGCAUGCAAUCUCUGUUAUGACGUCAGUAUGUGUCAUAAACGUUAUGAAUAAUGGAGGUGAUUAGUGUCUUUGUUAUAGCUAAUAAGACUGGACAACAUGGACAGCCUUAUCUUUAAUGGUGACUUGGUUGGUUUAUUCAACAAAUCUCAACCCAACUUUUGUCCUUUAACCCAACGGCUAAUCAUCACUUGCCAUGCCAGGCUGCCAGCCUUUGAUCUUUGUCUUCACCACUUUUUGUUUUGUCUUUACUUAUUAUCACUAAUUACACUAUAAUGGUGGUGAUUAGUUAAUUACUUAAUUACCAUUAACUAUUAGUUGCGCUCACCCGCUCUUUAUUAGUUACAAAAUAUAUAUAUUGAAAGAUGAGAAAAAAUGGAAUUGCUACUUUCACUUUUCAUAUAACAGCAAUCUUAGUGUAUUUAUAUUUUAUAAUGCGCCAGUAUUAUCAAUAUCAUAGACAUAAAUUAUCAAUAUCAAAAGAAGCAUAGAUAAAAAAAAGCAACCGUUUCACUCCCGCCUUCACAGCUGUCUUUAAUGAUUAGCCAGCUAGACCAAUGAUCCUCUCACAUCACUGUCACGGUAUUCUAAAUAACGGUCCAGUCCAUCCCUAACGGUCAAUUCGCCACGUGGAGUAAUCUCACUCGGUUUUGUAAAUAUAUAUAGAGCUGAUCGUUUACUUGCUAACCAAAACUCUCAAAGAUAACAACAACACUCUCUGUUUCUCAUGGCUACAGAUCAAGAAAACCUACUCUCAGAUGAUUACCAAGAAACGGCGGCGUUUUGCGGGUGUAGGUAUCUCUGUAACUUCUGGUGGAGAAGAAGAGGAGACGGUGGCUGGAGCGGUAACUUGCAGGAAGAGAAAGGAGAAAGUUGGUGGACCAGGAAACUGAAGGGGCCAAAAGAGAUUUCUGAGAAAAUUGCGGGGCCAAAGUGGAAAAACUUUAUAAGAAGUUUUAGCAAUGGGAGGAAGAAGAUGAAGAGAGAUGUGGACUUCACGUACGAUCUCAAAAACUACAGUCUUAAUUUUGACGACGGAGGCGGAGAAAAUUCUUCACCGGAGAGGUUUAUAGCUACUCCGGCUGUUGUAAAAGUUUGAUAUUUUUCUCAACUUUUUUGUAUUCUUUUUUUAAUUGAUCAUGUUAUAAAUGUUAAUACCAAACAUAUACAAAGAGGUUAUAAAAUCAUUUAGGCGUUACUUGUUGUUCAAUCGCCACUCCAAAUUAGAUAAUAGGCAUGUUCUUUUUCUUGACGCGUGCCGCAGCGUCAACUGCUAACAAACAGGAAGAAAAUUUUGUAAUUAAAGCCAUCGUUUUUUAAGUUUGUGAAGGUGCGGUUAUUUUACGGAAUGUUACCGGUGAUAUUAGUGACGCUGAAAAAAACAACGUUCAUCGGAAUUGCCUUCGUGGUCAAACGCGGAGGUUGCUGCCAUUUAUUCUCCAUAUCUUUAAGCCUCAAGAAAUUUAUAAUUAGGUAUUAUUUUGAACGCUUGACGCUGACGCUGCGAUUCUUUACCGAACAGGGCUUAUGUCUACUGUUUUCUACUUGUUAACCCUUUUCACACCAAACAAAGCUUUUCUACAUUUGUUAGAAGAUCAUUCAUAAUAUCCUUAAUUUUCUCGUGUCAGAAUAUGUAUAUUUAAUUAGAUCUGUGUAGAGAUUACAUGCAUAUUACAUGUUUGAGUUCUUGUCUAACUCGUUCCAUCAAGGAUCUCUCGCUCUCAGUAGGAACCAGAGGACCAAAACCAUAUAUAAACCCUCGUCAAGCAUAUUAAGGAAAGAGUAAGGAUAAAUUGUGUGGUUGUUUACAUACUGACCUACAACACUGUUACUGUUGUUUAUCAGUUUAUGUUUUCCAAUGGUAUUUUACAAAAUUUGCUCCCUCAAUAGCAAAGGUGAAUCUAUUUGUCAUGUUUUGUCCUAUACCAAAACCAUAUUUUCACCGAGAUGAUCAAAAGCGUAGGGCAAGGAGAAAAGAGAUAGAUCGAUUUAAGAUGUUGGGCUGUGUGUAAUAAUUAGUGGGCUAGACCCAUCUAUAUUGAUUUCGUCCUUGGCCCAUUCCACCAAUUCGCCAAACGCAUGAAAGUUUAGGGUACGAAUGGUGAUCAGGGAACGGCGAGGAAUAAUGCAUUCCCUAACGUUCCUGAAAAAAAUUACCAUUCACAAGGAAUAAUAAUUUCCUCUCAUUCCCUUUCAUUCCUUUUUUGUAGAGAAUUAAAGAACAAAAGUAUUCCUUGUUAAAAGUGAUAAGGAACGACCAUUCCUUUUCAUUCCUGCUAUUUUAUUCCCGAACAUUCUUUUUUAAUCUGUUCCUCUUGUUUCCCGAAUGGUCA
Molecule: messenger RNA, 2343 nt
Organism: Brassica rapa (field mustard)
Lineage: Eukaryota; Viridiplantae; Streptophyta; Magnoliopsida; Brassicales; Brassicaceae
Source: RefSeq, a predicted model, not a curated record